Messenger RNA from Aureobasidium subglaciale EXF-2481, 2118 nucleotides. RefSeq lists its product as uncharacterized. The coding region runs from base 1 to 2118 and encodes 705 amino acids. Gene Ontology annotation, cellular component: signal recognition particle receptor complex; endoplasmic reticulum membrane. The record is from RefSeq and is a predicted model, not a curated record. The transcript has 2 exons. Gene Ontology annotation, molecular function: GTP binding; ATP hydrolysis activity; GTPase activity. Lineage: Eukaryota; Fungi; Ascomycota; Dothideomycetes; Dothideales; Saccotheciaceae. Gene Ontology annotation, biological process: SRP-dependent cotranslational protein targeting to membrane.
AUGUUGGAGUAUGAACCUCGCUGCAUGCUUCAGGGUCGGUGGGAGGGUCGGACUUGGACGAGGAUACGUUACUGCUAUGAGAGUCUGGACAAGUUUGACAAUAGAGUCGAGCUUCCCGAGCUUCCCCCAGGCCCCCAGGCCCGCAGCCACAUCAUCACAACUUCGGGCGUCGUCGUGUGGAGCCGCACGUAUGCUCCUGUCGCACAAAAGGUCGUCAACAGCUUGAUCAACGAUGUCUUUAUCGAGGAGCGUGCCCAGAGCCUGCAGAGCCAGCCACGGAAUGCCUCCUUCAAGUCCGACAAGUACACGCUCAAGUACACGCACGCCAAAGACGUCGGCCUCAUCUUUGUCGCCGUCUACCAAUCCAUCCUCCACCUCUCCUGGCUCGACAACCUGCUCGAUGUUGUCCGUGCCCUCUUUGUCAAGCAAUAUGCUGCCGACAUCAAAAAUCUAAACUCUACAAACAUCGACUGCUCCCAAUUCACCCACACCUUCGAUGCUCUGAUCCAGAAGCUCGACAAGACGCAACAAUCCGCGCCAUCCGAUGACCACGACCCACUCGACACCGACUCGCCCACCGAUCUGACUCCCCCCUCGAGCUCUGCUGGAGACGAUCAAGACCACCCGCCCCCUCCCGUGCCCGCUCUCAAGAAGCCUGCUCCCAGACAGCUCGCCGACACCAUAUCAGCCUCUACAGACGCUACCCCGAGUGCCACGCCAGACACAUCGCGACCCGCUUCGCCCGCAGCGAGUCAGCUGCUAGAAGGAAAGAGCCCAAGGGUUUCACGCCGUUCGAGAAAGGCCGCCCUCGCCACUUCCUCAGCCCCUGCUUCUUCUGGCGACGAAAAAUCUCCCGCUCGCAAAGCCGCCCCUGCAAAGAGACCGAGCGCAAAGUCCAAGCGAACAUGGGACGCACACGGCUUUGGUGCCGAGGAAGAUGAGGAUACCGUGCUGGAUUACUCGACUCAAAGUCUCGACGACGCACCUGCCGCUCAAUCAACAUUACAGCCCGUUCGUGCCGACGACAUGGGAAGCAGGACAGCCAAGGGUCAAUUCAUACUAAAAGAUCUGGAUGACGAGGUAGAUGCCAUCCUUGCAGAAUCAAAGUCAAAGAAAGACCAAGUCGACUCGGAUCCGUCUAAAGGACUGGUAGGAACUGGACUGGGAGCCAUCAGUGGCUACUUCCGCAACAUGGUCGGAGGCAAGACCUUGACCGCUGUGGACCUGGUCAAGCCAAUGAAGGCCAUGGAGGAUCAUCUCUUGAACAAGAACGUCGCCCGCGAAGCUGCCGUUCGCUUGUGUGAGUCCGUCGAGCGUGAUCUUAUUGGCCUCAAGACCAGUAAUUUCACCACCAUCGACCAGACCAUCCGCGAUUCAAUGUCCAAGGCGCUCACUCGCAUGCUGACCCCAACAUCUUCUCUCGAUUUGCUCCGCUCAAUCACCGCUACUACCUCUGGAGCCAAUGCCAGACCCUAUGUCGUCAGUAUUGUUGGCGUCAACGGUGUCGGCAAGUCGACCUCUCUAUCCAAGCUCGCCUUCUUCUUCCUUCAGAACAACUUCCGUGUCCUGGUUUGUGCCGCAGACACUUUCCGUUCUGGAGCUGUCGAGCAACUCCGCGUUCACGUACGCAACCUCUCCGAAUUGACCGCUCGUGAGAACCUGGGCCAUGUUGACCUGUACGAGAAGGGCUACGGCAAAGACGCAGCUCAGCUUGCCAAAGAGGCCGUCGUCUAUGCCACUGAGCAAGCCUACGAUGUCGUCCUGAUUGAUACCGCUGGCCGCAGACAUAACGAUACACGUCUCAUGUCUUCUCUCACAAAGUUUGGUCAACUCGCAAAUCCGGACAAGAUCUUUAUGGUUGGUGAGGCUCUCGUAGGCACAGACUCUGUGGCUCAAGCUCGCAACUUCUCUGCGCAAUUUGUGGACCGUCAGGGCAAGGGUCGUGGUCUCGAUGGCUUUGUCAUCUCAAAGUGCGAUACUGUGGGCGACAUGGUCGGCACACUCGUCAGCAUGGUUCACGCUACUGGCAUCCCCGUUGUCUUUUUGGGCGUCGGUCAACACUAUGGUGAUCUGCGCGGCCUGAACGUUGGUUGGGCGGUGGACAAAUUGAUGAAGUAG